Molecule: messenger RNA, 4791 nt
Organism: Pocillopora meandrina
Lineage: Eukaryota; Metazoa; Cnidaria; Anthozoa; Scleractinia; Pocilloporidae
Source: the annotation of a GenBank genome assembly
CCCCUCUUAACGAAACAGCUUUUAGUUUCACUAAAACUGAGACAACACCUAGUCACGUUUUGGAGCUGAAAGUCGACUUCUAUUUGUGCUGAUUCACCUUUAGUACAGCUCAUAAUUUGGUGUGAAGGGUAGAUGGUAGUGCAAUGACUCCCGAAAACUAUGCGUGCCUCUUUAUUGGUAAGUUCUACUUUGUUCGACCUCGCUUUGACCGUCGUUUAAACUCUGGCCCGGGAUCCGAUUAUUCAGCGAAACUAGUAUGUGAUUCCUAAACUAGUGACCUUCAAAGACUUCUUUAAUUCCGUAGAGUCAUCGAAUCCCGACUCAGAUGACUGUUAAAAACUCUUUAAGGUCAUCCAUGAAACAAACAGUCGAGUUGUUUUAAAUCUGAAAACCCUUAUAAUAAUUUACCUUGCAAAGUUGCAAUUAGGGAUAGGCUUGAUAAUUUUCGACUUAUAGAGUAAUUACUGUGGUAAGGUUAAGCUUAUUUGUAUGAAAGCUUGGCUCAUUUUUUGUUUUAACCUUAGAAGAGUAAAUGUCCUAGCAGAUACACCGAACAAUACUCGCGCACGACGACGUAAAUUUUGAAAUCUUACUCACCACGAUUUACAAUCUUUCCCAUGCAAUAUUUCCGCUUAUGUCAAAAUUAUCAAAUUUGACAUAACAAGCAAUAUUUCUGAAAAUUUUUCGCUUGUUGCGUUUUCCUGAAAAUGAAAAUCACAAACUUAACGACACAAGGAAUUAAUACUAGCACCUUGGGUAAGUACCCUAAGAUUUUUUGGUCCCUCAAAAUUUAUUAAUGUCAAGCCUUUAUCAUAUGAUACCAAAGACUAACUAACGGCUGGCGUGUGUCUGACUAAAUAAAACAUCAAGGUCUUGUUUUAGUUAGAUACUCUAUUUGCUCAGUCAAGCAUCAACCGUCAGUAAGUCCCACAUCAUUAAAAAGCGAAAAUUCUUGUAAGUACACUUACUACCAUUCCUGAAUAAAUGCAGCCUCAAACGAGUACUCUUGAUUUGGUAAUCUUUGAAAAAUUUUAAAGAAGUUGUUGUUCACUCGACUGAGUUGUGACAGUUUCUCCAAAGUCCAUUAAAAAGAGACCUGCAUCUGAGAGUAACAAGAUUGUUCAGUACUUACCACAAGUAAAUGCUGCAUAUAAAUUUUAACAAUAAAUUUUGUCAGGUGUCAUUUCAGCAAGCAUACUGUAUUUGUGCAUUCAAGAGCUUCUUUUAGAAGCAUGUGGGAUCAAUUGUGAAGGCCAGUCCUGACUAAUUGCCUCAUCUAUGAUUCCCUAAAUAUUGCAAUAAGGAGAUUUAAGUUCCAUAGAAGGGACUUUUGUGGAUUUUGUUUCUUGGGAUUUUCACUGUUUGUCUAGUUGUACUCCACAUACCUAUUAUCCUUUCCAGCAGUUCAGCUGUUUCACCACUCCAGCCUUUCCUGAAUAUUUGUGUACUCUACUCAAUAUCACUCGUAUACAAAGCUUUACUUGUUGCCCUAAAACUGAGACUGGUAGUGUAACUGAAAAAAUAACAUGGUAUGUUCUUGUCCUAAAUAGCCCUGAAGUCUUAAGCUUGGAUAAAGAGGUUUUAAACAACAAAAUAGAUUUGUGGCUGGUAUGGCAAUGUUGAAUAAUAAUUCUUGAGAUGUUUGUGCCAGAAAAUGUUUAAUGUUUUGUUGUAGUUCCAGCCUACAGGUAAUGCAGAACAGUUAACCCUAUAACUUCCAUGAGUGAUCAAGACAGAAUUUCUCCUUACUAUAUCACUACAAUAUCAAGUAGACAAGAGAUAAGAAUAAAGGAAACUAUAAAUUAGGGGAUUUUUAGUUGAUCCAAUACCAAAUUAUAAAAACUAAUAAUAUGAGAAUUGCAUGGCAGUGAGUAAGGGGAAUUACUGAUGAGAUCUUGGGAAUGAAAGGGUUUGUCCCGCAUGCAGCAAUACAUGACUGAGGUAUAAUAGGAAAGACAAAAGUAUCUUGAAUAUCAUUGUCUUUUUCUAUUUUUUUCUUCAGAUGCAACAUGGAAAGACAUCAUAGCUGCUUUCCGUUGUUCAGCUGUCAACAACAGCUCUCAAGAGAGAAAGCUUAUUCAAGGCAAACUUGAAAAACUGUUUGGUGGCUCAGAACAAUGGCUUGCAUGCCUUUCAAUUCGAACUGCUUUUGAUGCAUUCUUAACUGUUAUGAAUUUUCCUCAUGGAUCAGAAGUAAUUUUCACUGCCAUAAAUAUUCCAGAUAUGGUAUCAGUAGUUGAAAGGCAUGGCCUUAAGGUUGUACCAGUGGAUUUAGAUCUUGAUUCACUAGCCCCCAAACCUGAACUUGUUGAACUUGCUGUAACAGAUAAAACAGUGGCAAUUUUGGCAGCUCACUUGUAUGGGAAGUGGAUCAAUUUAGACAAAGUGUUCCAAGUGGCACAUUCACAUGGACUAUAUGUAUUGGAAGAUUGUGCUGAAUCAUUUCAAGGCCUGGGAAGAAAAGGUCACAAACUGUCUGAUCUGACAUUUUUCAGUUUUGGUUCAAUCAAACAUUACACCUCUUUUGGCGGGGCCAUGGUCAGGGUGAAAAACUCACAGAUUCUUUCAAAAAUGAGAGCAAAGAUACAUGAAUACCCAGUCCAAAACCAGUGGACCUACUUUAAGAAACUUUCUUGUUACUCUCUGUUAAUGGCAGUUGCAUUAAACAAUUCACUGUCCAAUUGGUUCAUCGUCAAUUUGUUUCAUCUAAUGGGUUUCAAGUACAAGGAAUAUUUCAUUUCCCUGCUGCGAGCAUUUCCUGGUGGUAUAAGUGUGGACAAACUUCGUCUUCAACCAUCUGCUAUGCUUUUGGAAUUCAUGUUAUACCGGCUGAGUAGAGUGAAAAGUAAAGACUUUCGUAUGAUCAAGUUAAAAGGAGAUUUUGUGAGCAGUAAUCUGCCAAGUAAUGUGUUUGUACCUGGUCAAAGAGCAGACAUAAAAAGUUAUUGGUUGUUUCCCAUGAUAGUGGUGAGUAUGCAAUGUUAUGACGUGUCAGACCCCUUCCCUCUUCCUUUCUCACUUGGAUUUAACCCUUUUCACCCUAAGAUCAGUAUGCACAUUCUCCAUACUGUUCUCUACAUACAUUUUGUAGGGUGUUGACAAGGAAAAUGUGUCUCACAAUCAGAGCUUCUUUUGUUGGUGAUCAUUUACUUAUUCUCCUGACCUAAAUGUAUGAUUCAGGGGUAAUUGUGUAAGGAGGAUUUAUAUGCUUGUCACUCUGGAAAUUUUAGUAAAGCAGAAGCAGCAUUUUCUGAUAUUACAGAAGGAAAACUAAGUUGACCAUCAGCUUUAAACAGGAGAAUUUGCUUCUAAUUGAAAAAAAAAGGUUUACAAAAAGGUUGUCAAUUCUGAUGAUUCAACUGAACCUUUUCUCCUCUGGGAUCUGAAUUUCAAUUCUCGACACUGUCUAUCACACAGUUUUUAUUACUUUUGCACUGGAAAUUUGUUAUUUUAGCAAACAAUAUCAUACAGUUGAUAUUUUUCUUUACAUCUCACUGCUGCAAAUUGUAUUGAUAUAGAAAUAAAAAAUUAUUCUCUUCAUUCCUGAGAGUGAAGGGGUUAAGUGGCUAAUAAAUAGGAAAAGUACAGCCUGCCUGCCUGCCUGCAGAAUGUAAACUUAGCCUGUCAUUGUUUUUUCUCUUUACAUCCUUACAUCAAUAUCCAUAUUUUCCAUACUCUUCUCUAGAUAUUUUCUUUGUUACUGACAAGGAGAAUUUGUCAUCAACUCAAAGUUUCUUAGAUUGGUGGCCAUGUUUUCAUUCUAACUCCAAGGAGACAUUACUAGUGUAUGCUGGUCACAGUUAGGGUUUGAAGGGUUAAAAGUUAUUCAGAGAAACUAAAUUCAAAAACAUAAUGCAAAAUGUAAAGCAGUCCUUAUCUGAUUUUUUUUUUAAGGAUGACCCAGAUGAAGUUGUUACUGCACUUGAGAAGGAAGGUGUUGAGGCAUACAGAGGCGCAACGCAACUUUCCACUGUUUACAGAACAAAGCCUACUGCAGCAGACCAAAAAGACAAGGCUAAGAUCAGGCAGGAAAAUCAAACGGAAAAGCUCCUCUAUUCUUUCUCAACAUCUCAACCAGAAGUAGCUGCUGGUUCUGGUUCAUCUAAAGGAAAUGCUGCCAGCAGAUACACUACAGAAUUCAUUUGCUCUGCACCAGUCAACACUGCAACCACAAAACACACCUUUAGCAAAGAAAAAGAUGAUGUGCUCUUUCCUCACAAUGCCAAAUACCUGAUUGAUCAUGUGGUGUACCUGCCAGUGCACAAGAGAGUUUCAUUUUGGCAUCUUGAGCAUAUAUGUAAUUCUGUGGAGAAAGUUAUGAAAAACCGAGUAGGGGUCAAAAUUGCUAAUACCAGCAAUGUGUUAUUUAAGUCCAAGUUGUAGAUUUCAGAAAAUUUUAUUUUAUUAUUUGAAGAUGUACUAUAUUUCCUUGAAUAAGGGCCCAUGCUCUACUAUUAGCCCUUUGCCCUGAAUAAGUGCCCCCCCCCCUCCUGCUCCCUUGAAAGAGUUGGUAUUUGUUUCAUAAUAGUUAUUGUUUUUAUGCAGAGGAGUAAACUUAAACAUGAAUCAGAGAUUGAGCUUUUUAUCCAUCAUGAGAUAGAUAAUUAGUAUCAACAAAAUCACUAUUAAUGAAUUAUCUGCUAUUUUCCAAGGUUUCUUAAAAAUUAUAUUCUUGGUAAAAAGUAAGAAUUACAAAGGGAAUAAACAAGGAUUAUUAUAAGUUGUUGAGUAAUCUAUGCACCAGAGAGGAGAGACAAAAAUGUCCUUUUUCUUAUUAUUGAAGUACCUCCU